Molecule: messenger RNA, 9719 nt
Organism: Synchiropus splendidus (mandarinfish)
Lineage: Eukaryota; Metazoa; Chordata; Actinopteri; Syngnathiformes; Callionymidae
Product: plasma membrane calcium-transporting ATPase 1-like
Exons: 22
Coding region: 654-4289 (1211 amino acids)
Biological process (GO): regulation of cytosolic calcium ion concentration; calcium ion transmembrane transport
Cellular component (GO): intracellular membrane-bounded organelle; membrane
Molecular function (GO): PDZ domain binding; P-type calcium transporter activity; ATP binding
Source: RefSeq, a predicted model, not a curated record
CUCUGCCUCUCUCUCACUGUCCCCUCUCUCAGCCAGCCAGGGAAAGGCGCUGAUCCGGUCUUCUCUCGGUCUAGUUUGAAUAUAUCUGGGACCCCACGUAUAACCCAGCCCCCUACACAUCUGCAGCACCAGCUAGCCACCGUCGGCUGGAUCUCCUCCUUGUUGUUCCUGGAGAGAGAGUGUCACGCGGGGGGGUGAUUUCCCUUCAAAAGACUGGAAUUCAGUUUGUUUUCUUUCUCUGCGCGACCAAGAGUUGUUGUUUGUUCCUGGCAAAGACACUGAUUCGAUUCGUCGAGAGAAAGCCGAGGAGAUUUGUCUUGUUUGGGGUCUUUUCCCUCGCUUGGGUUGUCAAUCAUUUUCACCACUGCAGUUGUCAAGUUGGAGCAGCGCUGGGAUAUGGACGAACCCCUCUGAACUGACUCACCCACACCACCGCGGGACGCGAUUCGGACGCAGAGGAAGUAACUGGAACAUGUUGACCCACACGUUCCCAUGAUAACCAGAAAGAGCCGGCCCAUCCAGGACAAGAUAUAAACUGAUCGUUCACGACUGACUGAAGGAGCCACAAUACCCACAAUUCUCCUUGACUGACAAGCCCAGUCUGUGAGAUCAGUUUAUAGCAAAGAAGAGCGCCGACGACGUCUACGGUCAAAAUGGCCAACAACACAGCAGACCACCCACCGGGGAACUCUGUUGCUGACAGCAACCAUGACGGGGACUUUGGGGUAACCAUGACGGAGCUGCGAGGGCUGAUGGAGCUGCGAAGUGGCGAGGCCGUCAACAAAAUCCGGGACUCGUUCGGUGAUGUGCAGAACAUUUGCCGCCGAUUGAAAACUUCUCCGAUAGAAGGUCUCUCUGGGAACCCUGUCGAUCUGGAGAAACGUCAUGCGGCCUAUGGAAAAAACUUCAUCCCUCCGAAAAAAGCAAAAACAUUCCUGCAACUGGUGUGGGAGGCUCUGCAGGACGUCACGCUCAUCAUCCUGGAAAUUGCUGCCAUCAUCUCAUUGGGCCUUUCAUUCUACCAUCCACCAGGGGGCGGCAGUGAAGCAUGCGGUCAGGCGGCAGGCGGUGUGGAGGACGAGGGAGAGGCUCAGGCUGGCUGGAUCGAGGGUGCGGCCAUCUUGUUCUCGGUCAUCAUCGUAGUCCUGGUCACGGCCUUCAAUGACUGGUCUAAGGAAAAGCAGUUCCGUGGGCUCCAGAGUCGCAUCGAGCAGGAGCAGAAGUUCACCGUCAUCCGUAAAGGUCAAGUCAUUCAGAUCCCCGUGGCCGAGAUCGUGGUGGGAGACAUCGCUCAGGUCAAAUACGGAGAUCUACUGCCUGCAGACGGUAUUCUGAUCCAAGGCAAUGACCUGAAGAUCGACGAGAGCUCUCUGACUGGAGAGUCUGACCAUGUCCGCAAGUCUCUGGAGAAGGACCCAAUGAUGCUAUCAGGCACCCAUGUCAUGGAGGGCUCGGGCAGGAUGGUGGUGUCAGCUGUCGGCCUCAAUUCUCAAACCGGCAUCAUCUUCACUCUCCUGGGCGCUGGGGAGAACGACGAGGAGAAGAAGGUCAAGAAAAGUAAAAAACAAGGACCCCCCGAAAAUCGCAACAAAGCUAAGACCCAGGACGGUAUUGCUCUGGAGAUUCAGCCACUGAAGAGCGAGGAGGCAGCUGAGUCGGAGGAGAAGGAGGAGGUGAAGGCCGUGAAGAAGGUCAAUGUCACCAAGAAGGAGAAGUCGGUGCUGCAGGGGAAACUGACCCGACUGGCUGUGCAGAUUGGGAAAGCUGGUCUGAUUAUGUCUGCUGUCACCGUUGUCAUCCUCAUCCUCUACUUUGUGAUUGACACCUUUGGGAUCCAGGGCCGGUCCUGGGUGGCCGAGUGCACUCCCAUCUAUAUCCAAUACUUUGUCAAGUUCUUCAUCAUUGGUGUGACAGUGCUGGUGGUGGCUGUCCCUGAGGGUCUGCCGCUCGCUGUCACCAUAUCGCUGGCUUAUUCUGUCAAGAAAAUGAUGAAAGACAAUAACCUGGUGCGUCACCUGGACGCGUGUGAGACUAUGGGAAACGCUACGGCCAUCUGCUCUGACAAGACUGGAACGCUGACCAUGAACCGCAUGACGGUGGUGCAGGCGUAUGUCGGAGACACACACUACAAAACUGUCCCAGAACCCGACGUCAUAAAAUCAGAAACUCUUGAAGUGCUGGUCAACAGCAUCUCCGUCAACUCAGCGUACACCACUAAGAUCUUGCCUCCAGAGAAAGAAGGAGGUCUACCUCGGCAUGUUGGAAACAAGACCGAGUGCGCCUUGCUGGGCCUGGUGUUGGACCUGAAGAGGGACUACCAGCCCAUCAGAGAAGAGAUUCCAGAGGAGAAGCUCUACAAAGUGUACACUUUCAACUCCUCCCGCAAGUCCAUGAGCACAGUGCUAAAGAACUCUGAUGGAGGCUUCCGCAUGUACAGCAAAGGAGCGUCAGAGAUCAUCCUCAGGAAAUGCUCCAAGAUCCUGGAUGCCCAGGGUCAGCCGCGCAUCUUCAAGCCGAAAGAUCGUGACGAGAUGGUGCGCAAGGUGAUCGAGCCGAUGGCAUGUGAUGGGCUGAGGACCAUCUGUGUGGCGUACAGGGAUUUCCCAGCUGAAGGUGGCGAGCCCGACUGGGACGCGGAGAACGACAUCCUCAAUGAGCUUACCUGCAUUGCUGUGGUCGGAAUCGAAGACCCUGUCAGACCAGAGGUGCCUGAAGCCAUCGCCAAGUGCCAACGUGCUGGCAUCACUGUCCGCAUGGUUACAGGUGACAACAUCAACACAGCCCGAGCCAUCGCUACCAAAUGCGGCAUCCUUCUUCCCGGAGAGGACUUCCUGUGUCUGGAGGGCAAGGAGUUCAACCAGCAGAUCAGGAACGACAAAGGAGAGGUGGAACAAGAACGUCUGGACAAAGUUUGGCCUAAGCUGCGUGUCUUAGCUCGCUCCUCGCCCACAGACAAACACACUCUGGUGAAAGGAAUCAUCGACAGCACUGUGGGUGAGACCCGACAGGUGGUCGCAGUGACAGGAGAUGGAACCAACGACGGGCCCGCCCUCAAGAAAGCCGAUGUCGGAUUCGCCAUGGGUAUCGCCGGCACCGAUGUGGCUAAAGAGGCCUCUGACAUCAUCCUGACUGACGACAACUUCACCAGCAUCGUCAAGGCCGUCAUGUGGGGCAGGAAUGUCUACGACAGCAUCUCAAAGUUCUUGCAGUUCCAGCUGACCGUCAACGUGGUGGCCGUCAUCGUGGCCUUCACAGGAGCGUGUAUCACCCAGGACUCUCCGCUGAAAGCUGUCCAGAUGCUGUGGGUCAAUCUCAUCAUGGAUACCUUGGCAUCGCUUGCUCUGGCUACCGAACCUCCCACUGAGUCCCUUCUGCUUCGCAAACCAUAUGGUCGCAACAAGCCCCUGAUCUCAAGAACCAUGAUGAAGAACAUCCUGGGACAUGCCGUGUAUCAGCUGGUCAUCAUUUUCACCCUGCUGUUCGCUGGCGAGAACAUCUUCGACAUUGACAGCGGCCGCAAUGCUCCUCUACACUCACCACCCUCGGAACACUACACCAUCGUGUUCAAUGUGUUUGUCAUGAUGCAGCUCUUCAACGAGAUCAACGCCAGGAAGAUUCAUGGAGAAAGAAAUGUGUUUGAGGGCAUCUACAGGAACCCCAUCUUCUGUAGCGUCGUACUGGGAACCUUCGCUCUGCAGAUCAUCAUCGUUCAGUUUGGAGGGAAGCCGUUCUCUUGCACCGCCCUGACCAUCGACCAGUGGCUGUGGUGUGUGUUCAUUGGUGUUGGGGAGCUGCUAUGGGGACAGCUGAUCUCUGCCAUCCCAACUCAUCGCUUGAAGUUCCUCAAGGAGGCAGGCCAUGGGAUCACGAAAGAGGAGAUCCCAGAGGAAGAGUUGACGGAGGACGCAGAUGAGAUUGACCACGCUGAGAUGGAGCUGAGGAGAGGCCAGAUCCUCUGGUUCAGAGGUCUUAACCGCAUCCAGACUCAGAUGGAUGUGGUUUAUACCUUCCAGACGGGCCAGGCGGCAGUGCCGGGUGCCUUGCGCCGCCAGCCGUCCGUGGUCAGCCAGCACAAUGAUAUUAAAGUGGUGAACGCAUUCCGUAGCUCCCUGUACGCGGGGCUGGAGAGCCCAGAGUCCCGUAGCUCCAUCCACAGCUUCAUGGCCCAUCCUGAGUUCGUCCCCCUGUCCGAGGAGGAGGCCCGCUACCCCCUGGAAGAGAUCGGAGAGGAGACCGACUUCCUUCAAAGCUCCUCUGGAGCGGAGGGAGGUGGAGAGCCUGCUCUUUAACGCAUCAGCCAACUCAACUCCACCUUCAUCCCACCAGCUUGAACUGUUGCACCCAGGAAAGAAGUCAUCACUCAUCACCCGCAUUCCCCUCACUGCUCCCCUCUCACUGACUGUGGCGCUUUUCUGCCUGUAAGUUCUGUCCCCCCCUCGUCACCACCACAAAUGAACCAGUAGAGGGCAGUGUGGCGGACCUGUCCUCGUCCAUUCGUGUAUAUUUUUUACUUUUUUUUAAGCUUUUAAAAUUGUUGGGUUCGAUCUUUGCAGGUUUUGGCUGCAGCAUGUUGUGUUCUGUUGCUUCAUUCUUGCAUAACAAAAAAAAGAAACUUUAAGAGUGCAGCGAUUCUCAUGUACAUAGGCUUCUGCUCUCCUACUCCGCUAACAGCCUGACGUGGCCAUCAGAAGAUUUGUAGGCAAAUGCUAAACUUUCUUUUUUUUUUUAAUGUCUGUUUAUAAGAACCUCUUAACGAAUGUUAAUUAAUGGUCGAUUCAAACUCUGCGAAUGUCUUGUGAGUGUGACACUACAGUCUUUAAGGUUGAACUGUUAAAAGAAACGUUCUUCCCUCAUCGAGUCUUUACGUGUUGGUUUUUCUUCAGCUGCUGUGUUUGCAUGUGGAAGGACGGAAUGUUUACGACCCUGAAAGCACGGCCACAUCCAGCUAGAGCUCUCUCUCCGCCCCGCAGGGGUGGGGGGGGAUCCGACCUCAGCAGUCUGCUUCCGUGCGACCCGCCGUGUCAGUAGGACACGUGUGCGUCCGUGGGUGGCUCCCACCUGUAGUACGAUUGCAUGUUGUGUUUCACAGGUGUUGAAUUGCAUGAUAAACCCUGGAAUGAUUAUUUGGAAACCUGUUUGUCCGUGUGGGAGUGUUUGUUUGUCUGCAGCAGCGUUUAGAGCAUUGUCAACUUUCCGUCCGGAUGAAUGAUUCCCUUUCUGAAGGUCUGACCAGUGUCAGCCCAAGCCAACAGUUAAACUGUUGAGUGGCUCCGUACAUCUUUUUGUCCGAUCGGCUCCAUUCAUUCUCAAUCUCUGGCGCGUGUUCCACUGGGUGACACUACAGCAUCUCCUUCUGAGGAGCUACUUUGGGCCACUAUGCUUCAGGCACCACUUCUGGGGUCUAGGUUGCUGCUGCUCCUACACUGUCUUGAGGUGGCUGCCAGAAGUGUGUGGACGUUAUCUGUGGUCACUUCUCCUGCAAAACAUCAUGUGUUUCCACAUGAAGUGAGCGUCUAAAGCACCAUAAUAUGUUGCAGACUGAGCAGGACAAUGCCAUGAAUGCUUUGUGUUUGUAGACAGACGUGGCGACUCCACCACAGCGUUCCCCCAGAAUCAAGUCAGUUGAACUCACCAGACUGAAAGUUGACAGUUCUCAUCUCAUCCUACCAUCGGUUCUCUCAUCCUCAUUUGUCUCGUCAAAUGACUAAACUAGUGACCAUCCGGCAGCAGCACAGCAACACCCCCCGCUCUCCCUCCCUUGUUGUCUCAUCUCUCAGCUGUCGACAUCAAACCGUCGCCCUUCUGAAACACCCCCUGCCGCUGUUUGCUACAUCCCCGCUGUCGUCCACAGAUUAAUGUCUUGAAAGAAGAUAUCCAAUCAGAUACAGCGAGGCGUGCUAUUCCCUCGGACACUGUCGGAGUGUCAUGCUACUACUGCCAUAUUUGCGAUUUUCCGUCGACUUGGUUCUUCCGCGCCCCAACGAUGAGCUUUUUCUAUGUAUCUCAGAGCCAUAUUUUCUAGCUCGUCUGUAUUGUUUUUUAAGUCACUGUUAUCCAGAUUUGCGUUCCACUUUCGCCCCUCCUCUCUUGACCCUCUAACUCCAAACAUGACCAAAAACAGAAAAAGAAGAAAAUCAUCAGUCGUCACUGCCGAUCCAAGUUUUAAGGACCUUUACAAUGUUUACAUAAAAAGCGAGUGAGUGGCGGUGGCCUGCACUUCUCUCAUCCCUCCACUUCCCUUUCAUUCCCUCCUCAAGCUUACUAUUUAACCGAGUAAUGGGAAAUCUUUCUUGCAUGGUUUUCAUAUAAAGUUCGAUGUUUUGCUCAUUUUUUACAAUUCUUCUGUAUUUUUAUAUUAAGUACUUUUUAAUAUUUUGGAGAUAUAUGAAUAUAUAUGUAUAAGCCGAAGAGUUUGGUGACAGUGCAGUACAUGAAUGAGAUGAAUCUACCGUGGACUGUGUCUUUUUACUGCUCUAUAAAUAUUAAAAUGCCACGUGUGUUGUCAUGGUCACCUGAUGUUAGGGCUCAAAGACAAGUGACUUUGUUUACUUCCUGGUUAAUUGGAACCCCAUCCCAACUCGCCCCUCCCCCUUUACACACGAGUAUAUCUACGCUGUUGUGACACUUAACGCUCUGUGAUUCUGCAAUUAUCCACUAUAGGUCAGUGAGUAACUGUAUCUAACAUUAAAUGCAAGUGUGUGUGAAUAUUUAUCCAACUCCUGGGUUCCUUUGUACUGACGCUACAAAUGAUUGAAUGAGUGUAUCGACGUUUUCCAACUUAACCAGAAGGGAGGUGUUCUGGUUCAGGCUCCGCCCCCUCACACUCCUUUUUAGGCGAAUUUGUGGAUUCUUUGAGACACUUAUGUAGGUAGACUCCCAAAGAAAGGCACUAACAUUUACCCCGUGAGGCAAGAGAAGAUGGACAAGUAGAUACGAGUCAUGAACUAGCACCAAGAAGCUUGCAAACUAAGCUUGCGGGUGUGGUCAUGGUGAGACUUGUCCCACUCUUUCAUUCAUUCUUCCCAAAUUUCUGACCACUGCAGACACUAUUGUACAGACGUGAUAUAGUCGCUCAUACUUGGCGUUGGUGACACCUCAAAUGUCGUGCAUUGCACAAUGGACCGGAUCAAAACUGUGAAUGGCGCUAAAGGACCAAGAAAAAAGACUGCCAUGUAAUAUUACGAUUUUUUUCUGCGAGCUAAUUCCCUCUUGCUAAUGCUAAUCCGGGAACCUCGGUGGGUUACGAAAUAGUUCUGUGUGUGUGUGUAUGUAUAUAUAUAUAUAUAUAUAUAUAUAUAUAUAUACAUAUAUAUAUAUAUAUAUAUAUAUAUAUAUAUAUAAAAAAUAUACCGGAGCAUUUCUAGGAUUUGACUGAUGACUUGGAAUGGCAGCUAACUCUUGCUAGUCCAGUUAGAACCUGCUUUUUUCUUUGAGCCCUGUGAGCAGCCAUGUGACCAUUGGAUAUGCUGUUACACCAGGAAACGUUGCACGGACGCUCAGCAUAGCAAACCCCAAAUUCAAUUCUAAAUUCAAGGUAGUGAAAUGGUUUUCCUCAUGGAGUCUAAUGGGGCGGACCCUGCUGCGGCACCAGCCAUUUUCUACAGCUGUUUGCGUGUGACUGGUUAAACUGUGCUUGUGCUACCACUUCUACUCCACGCUGUGUGUAGGUGAUGAGAUGGAGCUUCAUCACGUUCUCUUGUGCGACUGAAUCGGACGGAGCACGAUGAUGUUCGCCUCCGUGUAAAUAUGUUGAUAUAGUGGUGAAAAGAGAGUGAGGGGGCAAUCGGCCAAUCAGCGCGCAGCAUAGCUUUAACAAAUUCUGCCAAAGUCUUUUUUUUCCUCCUUCUUCUGCACAUAUUGUCAAAAGGUCCCGACCCUGCCCCCUCAGCUCCUUGACCUGAUAAAGCCUGCCCCUUCCUUCACCCUGCUCCUCAUCGUGGUGUCGCUUCGCAGUUGGUUGCCCUGAUGUCUCGUGCUUGGUGCCACUGGAGGGCACGGCAGGAAACUGUAAAAGACUCAGCAGUGGAGCAAAAAUACUCACCGAUAUCUCAGUUCUUUUGUUCUUGAGUUAAACGCUCAGCGAGGCAGAACUCAUUAUUGUCACAUUGUGACUGCUUCCUUUCCAGCACUGACUUUGUCAGUGCACCAUCGGAGCAUGAGGAAACCUGAGAACCGUUACUUCCACUCAAAAUGAAAAAGUAAAAUUAUAUAUAUAUAUAUAUAUAUAUAUAUAUAUAUAUAUAUAUAUAUAUAUAUAUAGUUUACAUCUACUAUGUCCAUAUGUUGGAUGUAAAUGUAGAUUUUUUUUUUUUGUUCUUGGGGAAAAAAAGACUGACUUGUUUUCUGUAAUUACUAUGAUACACAGUAAUAGGCGUUGGUGUUAUUUUUGUAAAACAUACUAUCAUCUAUGUGGCAUGCAUGACAUAUAUACAAACUUUGGUGGUUUAAAGCAAUAUGUCUGACCUGGUGUGAUUGGUUCCGUCGUGUUCUGUGUAACCUAAACGCCACUCUCUGUACAAAAAUACGGGAAAAAAAAUGCAUUUGGAUAAAAACUAACUGUUCAGUAUAUGUGCUCAAUGUUCUGUGUUCUGCAUGUUUUAGUAUGGAAUGAGACCACAACCUGUCCCUUCCCACCCCCCGUGGCAUUCGACCUGUUCGCGCCCCUCCCUGAAUGGUUCUUGGACACAUGUAUCAGCGCUCGGAGGUGAAACACACUGAGGAAGCUUUGUUUGAGUCUGGAGUUGAUUCGGUCGUCGUGGAUGCACAAACACCUGACUUCAUCAGCCAUAUCCCGAGGAGCUAGGUCUUCUUAACCGACCAGUCACAGCAUCCGUCGUUCGCUUUUUGAGAGUUUUUCAAUGUGUUUAAAGGCUACUAUACGUCAACUGGAAAUUUUUAUUCUUUCUCCUGAAAUACCCAGGGAUUUGAUUUUACAAUGUUAUUUUUGCUACAGAUAGCUUUUUCCUCAUAAAGGAGCUUAAUAGCAGCUUUGAUAAGGAUGAGAAUCCAAACACUGACUUAUUCUUUAAGUGAUCUUGCACUGGCAGACAGGUCUGCAGCAAUUCCCAGCUACCUGGGGUGUGAGGCGGGACAGGUUGCAAGCACAUCACAGGGCACACAGUGGGACUCACUCGGGUGUGUGAUCCUCAAGAGUCCUGCUCUCAUCACAAACCGAUAGCACAUGCAGGAGUAUGCAUCUGCAUGUCUGUUUCCUCAGUGUGUGUCUCACCUCCGGUCGACCCUUGUCCUCCUCCUGUUUGCUUCGAUCUAUGCAACAGACUCCUCCCACUCACCUCCUGCGACUCCGCCUGUUUCUCCUCACGCUCCCUCUGGUCCGCUUGUCUCUGUCUGUCUCUUCUUACUUCUCAGUUCUUUCUUACAGCUUAAACAGAACCACGACACUUGUACAUUAGUGUGUAUGCUUGUGCGUGCGUGCGUGCGUGUGUGUGUGUGUGUGCGUGCGUGCGUGCGAGAGAGAGAGAGAGAGAGUGUGAGUGGGUGAGUGACUGUGACAGACACACGUGUUGUUUUCUUUACUCUUUUGUAAGAUAUGAUCAUGUGGAAUGCCUUGGUCUUUAGUGUCAUGUUGUUUGAAUUAAGCUGAAAAAAGAUGAUAAUCAAGCAACUGAGUACAAGUUGUUACAUGAGUAUAUAAAUAUAUAUAUAUAUAAAUACAUAUAAAUAUAUAUACAAAUCUAUAUACAUAAAAUAAAGCCAUU